CACGAAACCUGGCGGCAAUUCCCUUAUAAAAUGCCCCUUAAACCCUCUUUCGCCUCUUCAAUCGCGCUCUCUCAAAAACCCUAACCCAAAACCCUAGCCCCCUUUUCUCUCACUCUCUCUCAGGUCUUCAAUGGAGUUUUGGGGUGUUGAAGUGAAGGCUGGAGAGCCUCUAAAAGUAGUGCCAGAGGAAAGCUCUGUUAUCCACUUGUCACAGGCAACUCUGGGCGAGUUGAAAAAGGGAGGUGAUCAGUGUGUUAUCCAUGUCAAGGUUGGGAACCAAAAGCUUGUUUUGGCAAAUCUCUCAUCUGAUAAAAUGCCUCAGAUUCCCUUUGACUUGGUCUUUGACAAAGAGUUCGAGCUCUCGCACAACUUGAAAAGUGGGAGUGUCCACUUCUGUGGUUAUCAAACUUGCCUCGCAGAUGAAUCGGAUGAGGAGGACCAUUCUGUAUUCACAGAUUCAGAAGAGGAUCUCCCACUGAAUUUUACCGACAAUGGUAAAGUUGUUGCAGCAAAGCCAGCUCCACCCAAGACUAAUGCUGUCAAACCAGAAUCUUCUGGAAAGCAGAAGGUUAAUAUUGUAGAGCCAAUUAAGGAUGAGGAUGAUUCUGAUGACUCAGAUGAUGUUGAUGAUUCUGAUGACGAUGAUGACGAUAGAAGUUCUGAUGAGGACAUGCUUGGAGCUGAUAGCAGUGAUGAAGAUGAUGACGACAGUGAGGAAGAAGAGGAGACCCCAACUCCUAAGAAGAACUCCAAGAAAAGGCCCAAUGAAUCUGCUCCGAAAACUCCCGUCUCUGCUAAGAAGGCAAAGCAAGUUACUCCACAGAAGACUGAUGGAAAGAAGGGUGCCCACACUGCUACACCACACCCUGCAAAGGGAGGAAAGACGCCUGCUACCUCUGACAAGUCCAAGCCACAAACACCCAAGUCUGCUGGCGGUGAUCACUCUUGCAAGCCAUGCAACAAGUCAUUUAACUCCGAUGGUGCUCUUUCGUCUCACAAGAAGGCCAAGCACAGCGCUAAGUAGAACGAGAGGGAUGUACGGAAGCGUGACAUGUCUAUGAUAUGUAAUAUUUUUGAUAAUUGAGAUUACAGAGGGUUGGGCGUAGUGGUUGUCCUCGUGGUUUUUGAGAUCGUCGGCGUGUCCUCGUGGUUUUAGGUCCCUUUGUAUUGGAUAUUGCUCAUGAAUCUGAAGUUAGGCGUAAUAUGUUUUGAA
This is a messenger RNA of Pyrus x bretschneideri (Chinese white pear), 1213 nucleotides long. Its product is annotated as histone deacetylase HDT1. The record is from RefSeq and is a predicted model, not a curated record. The coding region runs from base 131 to 1024 and encodes 297 amino acids. Lineage: Eukaryota; Viridiplantae; Streptophyta; Magnoliopsida; Rosales; Rosaceae. The transcript has 10 exons.